UCAGUUUUUGACAUCUGUCAUCUGGACAGUCACGUGAUCUACCAUGCCGUAAUGUGGCAGAGAAACUAUAAAACGAAAUGCGGUUAGAAAAAUUUCUAAGCAAAUAAUACCUCGUUACUCACACCUCGACAUUUACUGAUAUUGGUUAAUUACAAAAACUGUCCUCGUCAAACUGUAUAGCAGCAAAAUGGAACGCUCGACGAAUUCUAUCUCGGACGACUACACAGAGAUUGUCAGAAGGCUACCGUUCCGAUUGCGCUUAGCCUACGGUGUGGGCCAUGUAAUGAACGAUAUCUGCGCCUCCAUGUGGUUCACGUAUAUUUUGGUAUUUUUUCACUCCGUCCUUAAGUUCAGUCCUUCGUUAUCCGGAAUAGUAAUGCUGAUCGGUCAGGUAGCCGAUGCACUGGCAACGCCCUUUGUCGGUUUGCAAUCCGAUAGAAAUGACGAGUUCUGGUUGUGUCGUUACGGAAAGAGAAAAACUUGGCAUUUGUUGGGUACCAUCUGCGUGGUUUUUUCCUUUCCGUUCAUCUUCUCGCCGUGCAUAAAUUGCGAGGGAUCUCAUCAGUGGGCGCAAUUAGUUUAUUACGCCGGUUUUGUUAUCAUAUUUCAAUUCGGCUGGGCUGCCGUUCAAAUAUCGCAUCUUUCUUUGAUUCCCGAUCUGACCCCAUCCGAACACGAGAGAACAGAACUUACGGCAAUUAGGUAUAGUUUUACCGUAUGCUCAAAUGUACUUGUUUAUUGCAUUACUUGGGCAGUCCUGCAUAUAACGAGUGACGCCGCUUCAGAUUCUCAGAUCGGACCAAAAGAUGCGCCUCAUUUUCAAACCGUGGUAUUGAUCGGAUUGGCAGUUGGCGCUUGUGCGUCGAUAAUAUUUCAUUUUUGUGUAAAAGAACGAGGAACCAGCGAUACGACGGGACCUCGACAACGCAACGCAAGAUCUGUUGGUACUUUACUGAUGGAUAUUCAGUUCUACAAAGUAGCCGGCGUCUACAUGCCCACAAGACUGUUUGUAAAUUUGUCACAAGUUUAUAUACCAUUGUAUUUACAUGAAUAUUUAAAAAUGGUGGCAACGUCGCUGGCUGUUGUACCGUUAACGAUGUUUCUCAGCAGUUUCAUAACUUCCUUAAUAAUCGAAAGAUUGAACACAAAACUUGGAAGAAAAGUAUCUUAUUUCAUCGGAGUAUUGCUUGGAUUAAGUGCGUGUCUCUGGAUUCGACUAGGAAACGGCAAAAUGUAUACCACGUACGAAAUAUAUCCAGUCUCCAUGCUGCUUGGUGCCAGUGGCUCGGUUAUGCUCGUCACUAGUCUUGGUGUCACUGCCGAUUUAAUCGGCCAGAGUUCGGACAGCGGAGCAUUCGUUUAUGGAGCAAUGAGCUUUACUGAUAAAUUGAGCAACGGCUUGGCUGUGAUGGCGAUUCAAUCAUUGAAGUGCUUGUCCGACUGCCCAGCUUAUUACAGGGACGUUCUCAUCUACGCAUGUGGUGGCUCUGCUGUCUUCGGUCUAGUCAUGGUACUCUUGAUCAAGCCCUUUGUUUAUGAUAAUGAUUACAAAACUUUGGUGAUACCAGAGACGAUGAACCCUGAGAUCAGAGAGGAUUGAUGGUAAAUAAAUGCAUUAGGAAGUCGCGUCUGAACGUGGGAUAUAUUCUUAAAUUAAUUCUUCUUAAAAUUAAAAGUGCUUGGUACCCGUGAGAGUAUCAAAAAUGAACCUCCUCUACUGAGUUACAUUCGGCAUACUUGGUGAGCCGACAACGUCAAUUAUAUCCGCCUUAACUUCUGGUUCAACUUUUGGCAGUAGAGAUGGCGGAAUCGUCAGGGUCUACGAAAAUUGGAACAAAUAUAAUAAUGUUGAUAAUGCUAAGUUUCAAACACAUCAAAGUAGUCUCAAGCGACGUAGAAACGAUUAGGUACUUGUAUCUAAAUUCAUCCUCACCUUGCCAGGAGCUAGAGCCUCGUACUGAUGUCUCAAGGACUGUAGUUCAUAGUCACACGUAGCUAACGCACCCCUGAGUUCGUAAUGCAGCACAAUAUCACUACGCAGUUCGUUGAAUUGUUGACAUAUCUGUUCGGUUGGAGGUGGAUUCAAUUCUGUGAUAGCCGGAAGGAAAAAAGAGAAAUGUCAAAUGUUGUAUUUAUGUACAUAUGAAAUAAUAAUUUGUUUUCAGUUGAUGAUAA
This is a messenger RNA of Diprion similis, 2175 nucleotides long. RefSeq names its product major facilitator superfamily domain-containing protein 12-like. NCBI's taxonomy places the organism in Eukaryota, Metazoa, Arthropoda, Insecta, Hymenoptera, Diprionidae. The transcript has 8 exons. The coding region runs from base 188 to 1600 and encodes 470 amino acids. The record is from RefSeq and is a predicted model, not a curated record. Gene Ontology annotation, biological process: carbohydrate transport. Gene Ontology annotation, molecular function: symporter activity. Gene Ontology annotation, cellular component: membrane.